AAAGGUCAUCUGCUUGAUUAUGAACCCUAGAUUUCCGGAACUCUUGAUAAAGAAAAUGGAGUUUCUAUUCGCACGCGACUAAUUGCCUUUGUUCCUACAAAUUAUUACCUGUCGGUUUUACUCCCAAUUAAAAGGCAAACACUUACCUUCUUUUGCUGUGAUCGAACAAUCGGCAAUCACUUCCGGGAAGCCAUUUCCAUGUCUUUGUUUUCCCAUGAUCCUUAGUCCGAAGUCUCGUGAAAUCUCGCGACACGAAACGUGUUUUGGUCUCUUUUCUAGGCUGCCUCCAAGAUGCCUAAAGUUAAAAAGACCGGCAAAGGCAAAAAGGUGGCCCCAGCCCCCUAUGCUGCAAAAGUUGUAGCCCCCAAAAAGGUUGUAAACCCUCUGUUUGAAAAAAGACCAAGGAAUUUUGGUAUCGGUCAGGAUAUCCAACCCAAGAGGGAUUUGACAAGAUUUGUAAAAUGGCCGAAAUAUGUACGUCUCCAGCGUCAAAGGGCAGUUUUAUACCAACGAUUGAAGGUACCACCAGCAAUCAAUCAGUUUACACAGACUCUGGAUAGGCAAACGGCAACCCAGCUUUUUAAGUUAAUGAACAAGUAUCGACCAGAAUCUAAACAAGAAAAGAAUGCCCGUGCAAGGAAGAAGGCCGAGCAGAGAGUCAAGGGUAAAGAAGAUGCUCCUACCAAAAGACCACCAGUUGUGAGGUCUGGUAUCAACACAGUGACUUGUCUUGUGGAAUCUAAAAAAGCACAAUUGGUGGUGAUAGCCCAUGAUGUUGAUCCACUUGAGAUUGUCAUCUGGUUACCAGCUCUGUGUCGUAAAAUGGGAGUGCCAUAUUGUAUUAUCAAGGGCAAAGCAAGACUUGGCAAAGUUGUUCGUAGGAAAACCUGUACAUGUCUUGCCUUUUCACAAAUAAAUCCAGAAGACAAACCCAAUCUUAAUAAACUGAUUGAGGCCGUUAAGACCAACUACAAUGACAGGUUUGAAGAGAUUCGUAAACACUGGGGUGGUGGUAUUAUGGGAGCUAAAUCUCAAGCAAAGGUAGCUAAGCUUGAAAAAGCUAAAGCCAAAGAAUUGGCCACCAAAAUGGGAUAAGAACAGACUUUGUCGCAAUUGUGUAUUGUAAGAACAGUGUAAUUAUUGGUACACAAAUAAAAAAAUAUUCUGAACAGG
This is a messenger RNA of Saccoglossus kowalevskii, 1173 nucleotides long. RefSeq names its product large ribosomal subunit protein eL8-like. The record is from RefSeq and is a predicted model, not a curated record. Lineage: Eukaryota; Metazoa; Hemichordata; Enteropneusta; Harrimaniidae. Gene Ontology annotation, biological process: ribosome biogenesis. Gene Ontology annotation, molecular function: RNA binding. Gene Ontology annotation, cellular component: ribonucleoprotein complex.